This is a messenger RNA of Alternaria ethzedia, 822 nucleotides long. RefSeq lists its product as uncharacterized. The record is from RefSeq and is a predicted model, not a curated record. NCBI's taxonomy places the organism in Eukaryota, Fungi, Ascomycota, Dothideomycetes, Pleosporales, Pleosporaceae. Gene Ontology annotation, biological process: protein repair; response to oxidative stress. The transcript has 4 exons. Bases 1 to 822 code for a protein of 273 amino acids. Gene Ontology annotation, molecular function: peptide-methionine (R)-S-oxide reductase activity.
AUGCCAGCUGCCGAACACCCGAAUGCGAAAGAAACAUAUGCGAUGAUAGGCCGUGAUGGGCGCGCCGAGAACCCCGAGUCGCGGCAACAAGUCGACCCACUUCGGUGGCGGAAGCUCUCCGCCACCCCUCCGCAUCAUCUCCAAUCCACCGAAGAACAAUUACUCUACCAGAACAACGACCACCACCUUCCCGUAAAACGAAUCCAUAUGCGCUUCCCUUCCUUCCCCACAUUCCUCCGCGCCUUCCACACGGUCACCAACACAACAAGCGCUUUUAUCCGAUCGAGUCCUGCUAGUACGCUCGGUCGCACUAUCUACAACACGCCACAGCGCGCUGUCAUAUACCGUUCGAUGCCAAAUAUCCCCUUCUUGGGUGCUCUUUUCGGAUCUUCUAGCAGUAUGGCGGACAACACAAACUACCCAGUCCAGAAGCCCGAGGGCGAGUGGCAGGCACAGCUAUCGCCAGAACAAUUCCGCAUCCUCCGCAAGAAAGGCACCGAAAUGCCCGGCUCCAGCAAAUUCGACAAGCACUACCCCGAUGCCGGCGUCUACAAGUGCACCGGUUGCGAAGCGCCCCUCUACAAGGCAAACCACAAGUUCGACUCUGGCUGCGGGUGGCCCGCGUUUUGGGAUGCCGUACCUGGCGCUGUCGGACAGAAGCCUGACCCCGGUCUUGGCAUGAUGAGGACGGAGAUUGUCUGCAAUAACUGUGGGGGUCACUUGGGACAUAUCUUCAAGGGCGAGAGGUUUGGUAACCCCAAGGAUGAGAGACACUGUGUGAACGGUGUGUCGAUUAACUUCAGUCCUGACGAUAAGAACUGA